Spinacia oleracea (spinach) is the source of this 450-nucleotide messenger RNA. RefSeq lists its product as uncharacterized. Lineage: Eukaryota; Viridiplantae; Streptophyta; Magnoliopsida; Caryophyllales; Amaranthaceae. The record is from RefSeq and is a predicted model, not a curated record. The transcript has 2 exons. The coding region runs from base 1 to 450 and encodes 149 amino acids.
AUGUAUAAGCAUCUUCAGAGUGGAGCCAGUCAUGUGCAUUGGAAAAGAAUCACUUGUAACAGCAAGGCUAGUCCUAAAGGGACCUUCAUUACUUGGUUGGCUUUACAAAACAGGCUUCCUACUAAAGACAGAUUGAUCAGCUGGGACAUAGACAUUAGUGGUGAAUGUGAAUUUUGUCUGGUACAUGAAGAGAAACUGACACAUUUGUUCUUUGAGUGUCAAUAUUCAAAGGAGAUUUGGAGUAGAGUUCUUACUCAAAUGGGGAUGCAGAGAACAAUUCAGACUUGGGAUGAUGAGGUUAGAUGGGCAGCUGUACAGAGUAGGAGCACCAAAGAAAGAGCCAAACUGUGUAGUAUUGCCUUCAUUGAGACAGUCUAUGCUGUGUGGAUUCAGAGGAAUUCUAGUGUGUUUAAUGAUCACUAUGAUCUUAUAGAGUUGUUGGGAACUUAG